This is a messenger RNA of Syngnathus acus (greater pipefish), 6143 nucleotides long. RefSeq names its product atrophin 1 (gene atn1). The record is from RefSeq and is a predicted model, not a curated record. The transcript has 10 exons. Gene Ontology annotation, molecular function: transcription corepressor activity. The coding region runs from base 372 to 5501 and encodes 1709 amino acids. Gene Ontology annotation, cellular component: nucleus. NCBI's taxonomy places the organism in Eukaryota, Metazoa, Chordata, Actinopteri, Syngnathiformes, Syngnathidae.
GGGUGGGGGAAGAGGCGAGCGCACAUACGCAUCAAUUUGUACAGUUCAGUUUUUUCCACGCCGCGACCGAGAAGAUUUCAGCCGCAUUGUUGCUAUCGCCCGGUUGCUGCUGCUGCUUUGUGUGUGCGCGCGUGUGUGUAUACGUGUGUGUGCAACAUGAGGCGGCGCGCGUUGCGAGAAAAGACGACAAAAAGGAGGGCGAGGAAGGAAAAAGGGGGAGUGAGAGCAGCAGCGGCGGCAGCAGCACGCAUCGCUGGAUAUUAAAGCUUUCCCCGUGGCCUAUCACUUGAGAGAGUAAGCAACUGCAGAAUCAACCUAUUCAGUCCAAGUAAUGGCUUGUGUCGUAAAAUGGACGCUGUAAGGAAGAAAUCAUGAAAACACGGACGCACAAAGAAUCGGUGCCCAUGCGCAGUGGGCGGCGGCGGGGAGCGAGCGAGGAGAGGAGGGGUCGACGCCCGCAUGCGAGCCCAACGCGCCCCGAGCGCAACGAUAGACAAACGCCAAGAGGUGGCGGUGAGGAACUGGCCGGGAAUCGCUUCAGUCGCAGAUCACAAGGCCAUGAUUCAUCAGAGAGCGAGGGGGAGGAACUCGUGUCUCCUGCAAAAAGGCAGAAAGUUCAGGAUUCGGCAGCCACCCCAAACCCUCCAACAUCAACACACGCCGCUGACAUCUUGGCUCCCUCGGCUGUCCCGCCUCCUACCUCUGCGGCCAGCCAAUCCCGUGAGAGUGACAAUGAGGACGGCCAAUCCCAGGGCAGCAGGAGUUCAGUUGUGGGGAGUCUGGCCAAUAGCAGCAGCAGUUUGAGCAGCGGGCGGGACAUCGACCAGGACAAUCGUUCCUCAUCCCCGAGUCUCUCCGCUUCCCCCCUGGGUAGCCUCGACUCUGAUUCCGAGGGCCCAGACUCACCAAAGCAAGGAGAGAGGGGACGGGAGAAAAACAAAGAUGGAGGAGCAGGAAGCAUGUCCGCAGAGGACAGAAGGGCAAUACGGGAGCGGAGAGGGGAGGAUCCCUGCGGAGACGAACAAAAGACGGAUACAGAUGCACGAAUUGAGGACUGUACACUUAAGCCUAUCCAUCCUUGCCCCUCCUCUGGUCUCAAUUCCUCAGUUCGUGGCGCUAGAGAUUCUUCAAAUGACAGCAAUGGUGGGAGGAAGUCGUAUUUCUCCCUGGACUCCAAACUCAUCUCUAAAGUGGAGUACGGUGGACCAACAGGCACCGAUGCGGUGCCGAGUGGCAACAGAGUCAAUUCCAAAGCCAACACACAAUGUGUGACAAAGACAUCUGCCGCAGGUGGAGAUUUUUCCCAUAACAGCCCCGGCAUUCCACACUCUUUGCCCCCACCUCUUCCUCCUCCACCUGCUCUAAAACCACUGGAGCUUGGGGGACAAAACCUUCCCCCCGAGGUUAAAAUAGAAAGAGACAAAAUGGAAAAGGCAGAAAAGCACCUGGACAAGGCCCAGUCCACGCCUCCUUCUCUGCUACAGACUGGGCCUCAGCCACAAUCUCAAUCACAACCCCAAACCAACACCCACCCCCAUCAUUACAGCUCCCCCAGCUGGCAGGGUGGCACAGCAACCGGUUGCCAGGGGAGUUGGGGCUACACCCGUUACCCUGGCAACCACCACCCACACCAGCAUCAGCCCCCAGUGCAGCAACAGCAACUUCCCUCAGUUUACAACCCUCCUUCCUCUCGACACUCCUCCUCUCACUCCUCUUACCUCCCCCAUCCACAUCCUCACCCCCACAGGGAGUACCUUAACAGGUAUGCCGGAGGGGGAGGGGACAGAGAGAGGGCGGCUGCAGGAGACAGGGAGAGGGGAGUGAGAGGUGAGUGUGUAUCGAGGGAGCUUAACAGGGAGUUUUCUGCUCCCAUGGGUAACAACAGAGACACUAGUAGUGGGGGUAAUGGUAGUGGCCCAAAUAGCAUCCAAGGCAGGGAGUUUUCGGGUAUGUCCGUGGGUCAGAACCGGGAGUUCCAAGGCUCUGGAAGAGAUGGAGCUUCUAACAUUGGUCCUGAUAGAAAAGACUUUGUUCCAGCUUUCCGUGACAGAGAGCAAGACAGAGAACGUGAUGCAGGAAGAGAGUUUUCCAUGCCAAACCAAAACCAGAGCAGAGACUUUGGCCCCAACGGAGCUGGAGGGGGCCAUUCCAGAGAAAAAGACAGAGGCAGAUGGGGUGAGUUUGGAAACCAAACAAGAGAAGUUGGAGGAACCUGUAACCCAAAUAACAACUCAAUCUCUCAAGGAAACCAUCCAAGUUCAAAUAGUGGACUACCUGUGAACCCCAUUCUCAGCCGAGACCCACCGGCAUCACCCCAAAACACCAAUAACCACCCAUCUCAUUCUUCCCUGCCCCCACACUCGCACCCCACAAACUUAGCCAGUCGGGAGUUUCCUCCUACCAUGGAACAGGCACAAACCCCUUCUUCUGCCGCUGACCCUUUUCACAGAGAGUAUCCUCCCACUGGUGGGAAAGACUUCAAUGCAGGGAGACCUCCCUCCGCUGGAACUAAUAGAGAUUAUCUCAGCCCACCUGGCGUUACUUCUAAUCUGGUAAGAGAGUUUUCAGGGCCUGGUGGGAUCCAAAAUCCUCACCCUCCCCAUCCCCACUACCAGUCUGGACCAAGAGACAGAGAGAGGGAGUCAAACUUGCGAGAGUCUACACUAUACCAAAGCCGUGGAGGUCCAAAUCAAUCUCCUGCUCUCUCUCCAUCCUCCUCAACCAGUCACGGACACCCUUCAAAUGCUACCUAUCCCCCUCCACCACCACCACAACCUCCAAUGCCCCCAUCCCAGUCUUCUCAUGCCCAGCAACUCCCACCAGGUAUGGCACCCAAUGUUCGCCCCCCACUCUACCAGUCAUCUUCCCAGACUCCUCCGACACAUGUAUCUCCACUACCAAGCCCAUCUACUAAUCAGAUGGCAGGAUUCUCAUCUUUUCCCCCUGGAUCCACCUCCGCACCAAACAUGCCAUUUUCAGGGCCUGGCGUUUCAUCCAGCUGUUCACCCGGAUGCCGCCCUUCCCCUUUACAUGGCACCUUGAACAGCCACCCAAGCUUCAGUGGCACAUACCAUUCUAACGGAAGCAGCGGCAACAGCCUGGCUAACAGCAAUAGCAACAGUGGCACACCCACUAACAGCAAUACCAACUCCCAAUCGCCUCAGAAUGUCUCCAAGGGGCCUCCGCCGCUCACGAAUAGCGUUACAACACCUGCUCCCAGCUUAGCGCAACCUGGUGGAGACGGCCAUCCAGAUUCUGGUCCACCCCCAGCACCUGUCAUUAAAGAGGAACCACUAGAAGAAAGGGAAGAGAGUGAAAGUCCACCACCAGUGUUAAGAAGUCCGUCUCCUGAACCUAAGCCUGUAGACAUUCCCAUCCACGCUAGCCAGUCAGCAAGGUUUCACAAAGUCCUUGACCGUGGUAGCGGCAACUCCUGUGCCCGCAGCGAUGUCCUCUUUGUUCCAUUGGACGGAUCCAAAUUAUGGAAGAAGAGGAAUGAGGUGAUAGAAAGAGCUCGGAGGGAGGUUGAGCAACGUGCCAGAGACAUAAGAGAAAAAGAGAGAGAACGAGAAAGGGAGCGGGAGAGGGAGCUGGAUCGCCAUCUACAGCAACAAAAAGAUGCCAAUGCAGCAGCCCGUCAGGGAUCUUCCCUGUUCUUCCCCUCUUCGCCCUCCAUCAUCCUCGAUCCUUCAUCGUCUUCCUCCUGUCCGGGAAACCCGUCUGGCCACCCUUCACAUCACGUUCAGCAUCAUCCCUCGCAUCCACAUGCACACCUUCCUCCGGCACACCACCUCCAUCCCAGCCUCUCUCACACUAUCCCCCACUCUCUUCUGCUUCCAUCCAUGGCUGGGGCAUCAGCAGUAGUUGGGGGCCCUCAGGGUGCUCUGGGAAUUGGUAUAGGCGGUCCUUAUCUUGGUCCUGAUACCCCAGCUCUAAGAACCCUUAGCGAGUAUGCUCGCCCUCAUGCAAUGUCUCCCCUCGGGGCAGCAAGUCGAGCCCAAGCACACCACGCUCAAAUUCAUCAUGGUCAUCCUCACGUCCAUCCCUCGUUCUUUCUUCCCCAAUUCCAAAAUCAUGCAAUCGCCCAUCCACAUCACCUACCUACUGAUGCAGCAACAGCUGCGGCCAUCUUGGGCUUCCUGUAUGGUGGCAGCCUGGAAGGGAACCCAGGUAUCGGGGGCCACCCUGGGGUAGGAGGAGGACCGGUUCCAGGUGGGAUUGGGUCUUCAGGGUUAGGAGGAGUUGGCUUUCCUCAUGCGGUCGCUGCUCACCGGGAUCGCAUGAAGCCGGGAUUUGAGUUUAAGAGUGAUGAACGGGUCUACCCGCCGGGGUCCAUUCACGAUCCUGCAGCUCUUGCCCUUGCUCACUCUCAUUCUCACGCCAAUGCCCAUACCCAUGCACAUGCACAUGCCCACUCCUUGCUCCUUGGGGGAGGUGGAGCAGGAGCUAAUGAGGUGUCACUCUAUUGCACACCACCUCCAGCUCCAACCGGCCCACCGCACCUCCAAAACCCGCCACUGGCCCCGGUAACUCGCCCUGCAAACCCUUCUGCCCCGCAGUCAAUGCCCAAUCCACCUCCUUCAUCGCUCCUACCACCUUCGCACCCUUCUCACCCUUCAUCUGCACCACCCCUUGCUGCCCCGCCUUCUGCAGCCCCUGUUGCACCUCCAGUGGCUCCCCCUCCUCCACCCGCUCCGCCAACCUCCAGUGCCACCUCAGUUCAUCACCCAGCCCCCAAUUCUUCUUUUCCUAGUUCCCUGUCCUCUCAUCAACCGUCAGCCCCAGCCAGUUCAGAGUCUUACCCACCUCCCGCUCGGUCUCCGGCUUCCUUCGAGCGGGACCGCAGCGGAGAACGGGAGCGGGAUAGGGAGCGAGAAAGGGAACGGGACAGGACGGCAUUGCCAGCCUUUGCGGAAAGGGAGCGUGGGAGAGAGCGAGAGAGGGAAAGGGGAGGAAGCGGAGGGGGAGGAGCAGGAGGAGGCAACGCCAAUGGAGGCGCCACAGGUGGAGGAAGCGGAGGAGAAAAUGCGGGUCGUGUCCAGAUGCUGAAUGUGACGCCCCACCAUCACCAGCAUUCACACAUCCACUCGCACCUUCACCUGCACCAACAAGACACAGCGGCGGGCGGGGUUCACCCCCUGAUGGACCCGCUGGCGUCAGGGUCUCCUUUGGCGCGGCUUCCUUACCCAGGAGCGACAAUAGGCACCCCCAUCCUGGCUCACCCCCUCACUGACAGCGAGGUGCUUCGCCAACAGCUGUUUGGUGAGGAGAAGACUCCUCGUCCAUGUGCUCCUUUCCGUGACAUGCCCCAACCAUCCUCCCUCACUGGUCCAAUGUCGGCAGCCCAUCAGCUCCAGGCCAUGCAGCAGGCCCAGAGCGCAGAGCUGCAGAUCCAGAGACUGGCCCUGGAACAGCAGUGGAUUCAUCACCAUCACCACCACUCCCUCACCCAGGACGAGUACUACAGUCACCUGAAGAAAGAGAGUGACAAGACCCUGUGAGGGAGGAGCCAAGAAGGAGUGGCGCAGAGGAGGAGAAAAAAAAACGAAGGAAGAUAAAAGCACUAAAAACUGUGACGAGACAAAGUUGGACAGGGGAAUUUACAAACCGUCGAGUACACCCUGUUGAAGUUCCAGACUCUUUUUCUGCAUUGUGUUCUUGAACUUCAGCCCUGUUUUGUAUUGUGCUCUGUACAGUGUAUGGAUUAGAUGGGGGCGGCGAUAGUAUGAGUAAUGUGUAAAAUACUUGAUGCCAGACGGAAUGUGUACAUGAGUCUUUUUAAUGUCAUUGCAUGUAGAUUUAGAGCUCACUCAGAUCUGGUGGAACUUUUGGUUCUUCAUUUUAGUAAAAAAAACGGAAAAAAAAACACCCUCAUUUGUACCUGAGGGUUCUAUAUGCAUGAGACCAGUCGUUUCUCUUCUGUUCUGUUUAAAACAGUAUUGUUAUUAUUAUUAUGUCGUCUGUUUGUUGAUAAUGAUAUAAUUAUAUAUACACACAGUACAUAUUAUUUGUAUUAUUUUUUUACAUUUUCAUGGUAUGACUGUCGGUCUUUAUUUUUAUUUUAAAUGGAACUUGUGAAACAAGAUGAGAACGAAAGCAAAAAAACAAAUCUGGAAAUAAAUGAUCUCUUUUUUGCUACGUUU